UACAUGAAGCUCAAGAUCUGAACCUGCUAUGACUGACCCAGACGUCCUCACUGAGGUCCCAGCAGCUCUCAAACGCCUUGCCAAAUACGUGGUGCGUGGCUUUUAUGGCAUUGAACAUGCUUUGGCUUUGGACAUUCUCAUCAGGAACCCCUGCGUGAAGGAAGAGGACAUGUUAGAGCUCCUUAAGUUUGAUAGGAAGCAGUUGCGGGCUGUCCUCAACACCCUCAAGGGUGACAAGUUCAUCAAAUGCAGGAUGAGGGUAGAGACGGCUCCAGAUGGCAAAACCACCCGUCAUAACUACUACUUCAUCAACUACCGCCUUCUGGUUAAUGUGGUGAAGUACAAGCUGGACCAUAUGAGGAGGAGGAUUGAGACGGACGAAAGAGACUCCACCAAUCGCGCCUCUUUUAAAUGCCCCAUUUGCUUCAGCACUUUCACAGACUUGGAGGCCAACCAGCUGUUUGACCCCAGGACAGGAACUUUCCGCUGUACUUUCUGCGAGACUGAAGUGGAAGAAGAUGAAUCGGCGAUGCCCAAAAAGGAUGCAAGGACACUCGUGGCAAGAUUUAAUGAGCAGAUUGAGCCCAUCUAUGCGCUGCUUCGUGAGACAGAAGAUGUUAACUUAGCCUAUGAAAUCCUUGAGCCAGAACCCACAGAGAUUCCUGCCCUGAAGCAGAGCAAGGAGCGUGCAGCUGGUACUGGUUCAGGGGCAGCAGCUGGCCUUGCAGGUGGACACCAUCGGGAAGCAUGGACUACAAAAGGACCAUCGUAUGAGGACUUGUAUACCCAGAACGUUGUCAUCAGCAUGGAGGACCAGGAGGAUCUUAACCGGUCUGCAAGCGAAGGAAAGCCGGCCAGAGAGAGACCAAUUUGGCUACGGGAGAGCACAGUGCAAGGGGCUUAUGACCCUGAUGAAAUCAAAGAUG
Molecule: messenger RNA, 926 nt
Organism: Fulmarus glacialis (Northern fulmar)
Lineage: Eukaryota; Metazoa; Chordata; Aves; Procellariiformes; Procellariidae
Gene: GTF2E1
Product: general transcription factor IIE, polypeptide 1, alpha 56kDa
Exons: 3
Biological process (GO): transcription open complex formation at RNA polymerase II promoter; transcription initiation at RNA polymerase II promoter
Cellular component (GO): transcription factor TFIIE complex
Source: RefSeq, a predicted model, not a curated record